GGUAACCGGUGUCCGGUACGUAGCACGGUUAAAGAUGAGUUGAUGAGUCUAUAAUUGUCUAUAAUUGUCUCAAUACAAAAAUCCUCAUAAAAACAUUUAUAUUUUUCAUUUUAAGAAAACAUUUCUAUUUACCAAGACACUUUGGUGACAGAUGACAGAUCUGUAAUGUUAUAACAUAUCACCAAUUGGCAAUUGCUUGUUUUUGGUUUUAUAUUAUAAACACAUUGAUACACUCAACUAAGACACUAAAUAUUUGUAUUGCUUAGGUUUAAAAGCAAAUUUGAAAACUAAAAAAAAAAAUGUCAAAAGUCUUACUGGGUUUUGUAGAUGAACAUAUCAAGAGUGAAAGCUGUUCUGAUGAUGCAUACACAGUAAAUAAAAUUGGAGGAUUGUCUAAUACACUAAAUCAGAAUUUUUCUCCAAAAUGUCCACUGUGUAAUCGCCAGACACCAUUACUCAUUCAGAUAUAUGCACCUGUUACAAAUUCUAUUUACCAUAGAACCUUAUACAUACAUGCAUGUGUAAGCCCAGGAUGUUGGAACAAAUCUCAGAGUUGGAUAUGUUUGAGACGACAGUGGGUCGCAGUAGAUGAUUAUGAUAAUAAGCAGCAGUCUACAACGUUUAUCGAAUGGUGUGAUGAUGCUGACGACUGGGGUGAGGAACCUGUAGCUGUGGCUGAAGACAACGGUAAUAUUACUGUUCCAAGCCAAGCAAUUGAAUUAUGUGAUACUGCAAGUGCUGAGUUAGAAAAUUCUGAUGCUGAUGAUAAUGUAGUUGCUGAGCCAAUUGAAAUACCAAAUACAAAUUUUUUUCAAUUACUAGAUAGUAGAAAAGAAAUACCUUCAGAUCACUAUAAUAUGACUAUAUUUUUUGAGCCAUAUUAUAUAUCAGUAGCUUAUGAAGAAUCGUCUGAUACAGUAAAAGAACAUGCAAAUAACUUAUUACACAGCUAUCAAAAUAAUCAAACGAUUCUUGAAGAAAAGAAUGAAGGCUAUGAAAAAAGUUUACCAGCACAUGGUGAUAAGCUUUUUGAAACAUUUGCAUCAAUGAUAAGAAAAAAUCCUGGUCAAAUUUUACGGUAUUGUCGUACUGGAGGUAAACCUUUAUUUUUAUAUGAAGAAAGUGAACCAAAUGAAUGUACCAACUGCCAAGGAAAACUAUUAUUUGAGUUACAAAUUCUUCCAUCAUUAAUUACAUAUUUGAAACUAAUAUGUGGAGACGAUCACCUUGGUAGUGGACACUUAGAAUUUGGAACAGCUCUAAUAUACACUUGUGAAAAUAAUUGCUGGAAUGAAGGAGAUACUUAUAAGUAUGAAUGUGUCAUAGUUCAAGAAGAAAAACUGUUUUAAAUUUUUAUAUUUAUCUAAUAAAAGAUUUAAACAAUCAAUAAAAUAUAGUAAUUUAAUUUCAAAUGUAAUCAUAAAACAUAGUAAAGUAAAAUGAUUGUGUAAUUUUCCCAUUUACCUAGGAUAAAAGCACAUAUUUAAAAAAAAAUUAAGAUAACCAAUCAAACCAUGGAUUGUAAUAUUUUUUACAAUGAAUUGUAAAAUUAUUUAAUUAUUAGUGUUUUCUUAUAAUUAGAAUGUGAGUCCACAAGGUCUGGGACAAAAUCCCAACAAUUAUCAUUGUGACCAAACACUAAAAUUUUUAAUAUAGUCAAAAAAUUAUAACUAAUAAUUAUUUUAUCUUCAUAUAACUACAUCCCAGUAUUUGUACCAACAUUUAAAGUAUACAAACAGUGAAUACAUAUUAAAACACACAUAAAGUAUAUUUAUUAUUUAAAAUAAAAUGUUCAACAAAUAUUUCUUUUUAAUUUUCAUUUAACUAGGUUUAUAAUUAAUAAUUAUUGUAUUCUUUAAAAAAAAUGAAUUGGGGUAAAAAUGGGUAUAAUAAAUAUAAAUUAUAAUCAGUGCAAAAGUUUUAAUCUAAAAAUCAAAACCAUUUGCCUGAUUAUUGUUCUUACUUUAUGUACCUACUUACUCAUUUUGUCUUUUUGAAUAAAAUAAGUUAUGUUAUGACUAUAGUUGAAUCGGAAAUAUACCAAUAUAAUAUGCUUGAUGAAAAAAAUUUUAAUCAUAUUUUGACAUAUUUUUACCAUUUUGUAUAUUAUGUAUUUUUAUUUAGAAAAUAUUUUAACUAUUAUUCAUACAAUAUAUGUGAGGUUUUAGUCAAAAAUUAGUUCUAUCUGCGUGUUAUCCAGUUUUUAUGUUUUAAUUUUGAAUUGUCGAGAUUUUUUCUAUAUCCCAAGUACAUGUUUAAAUAAUACCAUAAUGUUAAGCUUCAAAAUAAACAUUGGAAAAACUUUAUGAAACAAAUGUUGAACAUUAGUUGUGUUAUAUAUUAUGUUAUUCAUAAUCUUUAUAAUAUAUAUGUUGUUAGGUUGUUAUUGUUAUGUUAUGCUAUAUGCAGGGUAGGGUGUCAGCACUGCAUUAAUUGUGAGAUGGUGACCAGUGGUGACGACGGGCCUGUAGUCUGUGCUUUGCGCCAGUGUCGGAUGCUGACUCUUGUCCCCUUUUGUUAUGUAGCUGAACCUAUGUCAGUCUUGAGGUGUUUUUAUACUAAGUGAUGUUACAAUAAAGUGAAUCUUAUAUAAUUUAA
This is a messenger RNA of Metopolophium dirhodum (rose-grain aphid), 2598 nucleotides long. RefSeq names its product programmed cell death protein 2-like (gene trus). Gene Ontology annotation, cellular component: cytoplasm. The transcript has 5 exons. The record is from RefSeq and is a predicted model, not a curated record. The coding region runs from base 300 to 1349 and encodes 349 amino acids. Lineage: Eukaryota; Metazoa; Arthropoda; Insecta; Hemiptera; Aphididae.